UCACUCUAAACUUUAAACUUAAAAACUUUACUAAGAAAAUAUAUCACUUUAUCAUCAAAUCAAUUUCAUUCCGAGAAAAAUGUUUCUAUUUGGAGGUAUAAAAUCCUUAACGAAUAUAUCACCACGGAAUGUUGUGGUCCGCAACUUCAAGGUAGCCAUAGUUGGUGCUGGAGGAGGAAUAGGGCAACCGCUAUCGCUCUUGAUUCGUCGAAUUCCUGGCAUUGAUGAGCUGGCUUUACAUGAUCUCUCCGAUACUAAGGGAAUCGCUGCGGACUUAUCGCAUAUCAGCCAAUGGGGAAGAGUUUUAGCUUUUAAGGGCGAUGAGGAACUGGAACCGGCACUGUGUGGAGCGGAUGUAGUGGUUGUGGCUGCAGGUAUGCCACGUCGCCCAGGAAUGGAAAGAGAUCAGCUAAUGGCCGUCAAUGGCGGUUUGGCAAUCAAGGUUGCCACUGCCGUUGGCAAAGCCUCUCCAGGUGCACUCUUGGCUUUCAUCACCAAUCCCAUCAACAUGAUUAUACCAACGGCAGCGGAAGUCCUUAAGGCCCAAGGGAUCUUUGAUCCUCGUCGUCUCUUCGGUGUUACCGCUUUGGAUGUAGUGCGUUCGGAAAAGUUUAUAAGUGAUUUUAUGAACAUUUCCCCGAAUGGAGUAAACAUUCCUGUGAUCGGUGGCCAUGCCGGCAUCACAAUUCUACCGCUCAUCUCUCAGUGCAAGCCGGGUUUUAAGGGUACUUCCGAAGAUAUCGAAAAACUUACCUAUCGCAUCCAAGAAGCGGGAACAGAGAUAGUCAAUGCCAAGGCUGGCCUGGGAUCAGCAACCCUAUCUAUGGCCUACGCCGCUGCAAGUUUCGUGGAAUCCCUGAUCCGAGGACUUAAUGGUCAGGAGGACGUAGUCGACUGUGCCUACGUCGCAUCGGAAUUAACUGAUGCACCUUUCUUUGCUAGUUCUUUGGAAUUGGGAAAGUAUGGAAUUAAGAGUUAUCCGCCACUUCCACAAAUGAGUGACUACGAAAACGAGUCUUUGGAAAAACUACUACCUAUUCUACGACAAAAUGCCGACGAGGGUGUUGCUUUUGCGAGGAAGUGUCUAAAGGAUAUAUCUCCUAUUCCAGCAGCUUUGCCCUGAGAUCAGAAAGAUAUAAAUAUAUAUUUUAUACACAUUAAAUAACUUUACUUAAACACUUUCAUGGCAUUAGGGUUAAGAGUUGUGAUGGCAAAUCUUUAAAUUCAUUUGGUUUUAUUUCUGUUUAAAUUGCCGCAAAUAAAUUGCUUCCAAAAUAUAUCUGUGGGC
Drosophila eugracilis is the source of this 1288-nucleotide messenger RNA. Its product is annotated as malate dehydrogenase. The transcript has a single exon. Lineage: Eukaryota; Metazoa; Arthropoda; Insecta; Diptera; Drosophilidae. The coding region runs from base 80 to 1123 and encodes 347 amino acids. Gene Ontology annotation, biological process: tricarboxylic acid cycle; carboxylic acid metabolic process. Gene Ontology annotation, molecular function: L-malate dehydrogenase (NAD+) activity. Gene Ontology annotation, cellular component: mitochondrion; cytoplasm. The record is from RefSeq and is a predicted model, not a curated record.